UUGUACAGCCUCACCGGCCCCCACCGUCUCAUACUACAGGACUCGCACUUAGUCGCCCUUGCUCUCUUUCUUUUCCAUUGUGGACUUCUGGGAUUUGACAUUCAAUAGUUGGCAGAGUUAAGGGAGGACGCAUUCAACUGGAUUGGAUCGGAUCCAGCAAUUAGCCGAACACGACAACACAGCUCAUUAGUUUGAGAGAUGAAGAAGUUAUUUGGACGGGAGCGGGAUAAGGCCAAGGACCUGGUCCCUCCUCCGACUCAAUCGUCCCCCGCACCCACUCCAAUUCACCAUCAGUACACUACGCAGCGUCCUUCGGUGGACGAUGAGCGCUGGGAGAUGUUAAACGACUCUCACAAUGCCACUGCACCUGUCCCGGCUUCUUCACGAGCACCAUCGCCCUACACGGUCUCAGCCAACAGCUCUGUCCGUCAACCACCAAUCCCAGCACAAGUUUCGGGAAAUGGACCUACCUCCCAGGCCCCAAAGAAGAAGGGAGGCCCUCCGGCAUUGGGGAUACUCAACUCCCUCGAACCGCAGCAGAACCAUCAUGCGCGCAAUCGCUCAGAGGAGCCGUUAUUUCAGGCUCAGCCUGAACCGCCCAAGGAGAAGAAGGGAUUCUGGAGCCGGGACAAGGAGAAGGAUCGGGAAAAGGACAACAGGGACAGGGAAAUUGCGCACAGGGAGAGAGAGAGAAUGGAACAGGACCCACGGGACAGGGAUACCCGAGAACGUGGAACAAGAGAUUACGAUGAGUUGACUAGGAAAAUUGGAUUCCUGACAGCCACAGCGUCGGAGGACUGGACAUUAGUGCUCGAUGUCUGUGAGCAUGCAUCGUCAUCCGAUGCUGCGGCCAAGGAAGCUGUCCGAGCACUGCGGAGGGAGUUCAAAUACGGGGAACCAGCAGCGCAACUAGCUGCUGCAAGACUUUGGGCACUGAUGCUGCGUAAUUCGACCGAUACCUUCAUUUCGCAGUCUACUUCACGCAAAUUCCUCGACACUCUCGAAGAUUUGCUUACAUCUUCACGUACGGCUCCUGUUGUCAAAGAGCGCCUCAUGGAUGUUUUGGGGGCAGCAGCUUUCGCCAGUGGGGGGAAGAAGGACACUGGGUUCCGUGGACUCUGGCGUCGGGUCAAACCUCGAGACCGACCCGAGGAGGGUGUUCCAUUCGACCCAGAAGAUGUGAUGUUCAAUCCGCCUUUGAUGGGGAGCGGCAAUUACGGUACCAACAACAUGAGGAACAUGGUAGCAGGCAGAGGUGGCAACACUGUCCAUCAGCACACACCGCCAAUGGUGGUCUAUCAAGACGCAACGUCGACGACUGCAGACAUACCGAUUUCUGGUGGCCGAGCGAAGAAGGAGCGCUCUGAUCGAGAACGGUCUGAUCGGGAACGCUCCGAUAGAGAUCACCGCGAGCCAGGUGAAGGGCGGAAACACCGAGACAGAGAACUUCGGGAGCGAGAUCUACGGCACAAGAUUAUACCGCCUGACGAAGACAUGAAACGUCUGAGAGUGGAGUGCAAGGCUGCCAUCCACAACGCUGGUCUGCUCAGCGAGGCGCUCGCCAUGGCCACCGUCGAGGACCUGGAGCAGGACAUCAUUGUGAUACCGUGGGCAUCUGCUGGUGCCGAACGGAGCAGAGCAGCUAAAGAUGCACGUGAUCGUGACUAUCCGAAACGGAGGGCUGACUCGAACGGCCAUGUGCCAGAGAAGGGAGAUGAAGUUGCAGAAGUCACACCGGAGGAAGAGUUGCUGGCAGAGCUCUUGGCUGCGAACGAACAGCUCGUGGAAGCCCUGAAACAAUUCGAUGACUUGAAGCGUGUUGCAUUAGAGCGAGAAACCGAAGAUCGCAGUCGGAGAGAGGAACGACAACUCAUCAACGAAGAGGGCACUCUAUAUCCAGAUGCCCACGGCCAGGGGAGUUCGCGAUCCCGGUCGCAGUCACCUAUCCGCCAUGCGUUACCGACUCACCCCAGUGCGGAUCCCGCUCUGAACGCAGGCCAACAUAUCAUGUUGGCCGUACCCCCAGCGCCUCAGGGUCCGCGGUCACCUGGUCUGACGCGCACACCGUCGCCAGCGCAACCGGAUGGGUUCGCUCCCGUCGGGGCUGCAGAGCUCGCUAAUGGGUAUGUGGGCACUCGGGUCACUGGUCCCCGCGACUUGGGCCGGCCCUCGUUUGAGGACGGAGAGCGAUGGCACGGCCAACCGCCGCCGCCGCCACCACCGCCUCAGGUGCAUCAACCAUCCCACGCCACGCCGCCGCAGACAUACGCACUGCCACCGCACACGUAUGCUCAGACGCAUCCUUCAAACGACGAGCUUCCCGACGUGUUGCAGCCAAGCGCGAAAGCACUGGGCAAGCGCCGCGUGGAGCCCGAUUCGGUACCUGCUGCGGACCCACCGUCAAGCUACAACUCGGACAAUUUCGAGGACCGUCUGAGCGAUUCUGAGGACGAAGAGUCCCCGGCCAAGUUGUGGCAGCAUAUGCAUCACCCUGUGCAGCAUUAUGUGUACGAUGCAGCAGCUGAGCGCACCCAGGAACGGCUCAAAGAAGCCCAUCUGCAGCUCGUCCAUUGA
Molecule: messenger RNA, 2574 nt
Organism: Mycena citricolor
Lineage: Eukaryota; Fungi; Basidiomycota; Agaricomycetes; Agaricales; Mycenaceae
Source: the annotation of a GenBank genome assembly